ACACGCGGAGGGGCGGGGUCUGGGAAAAAAUUUUAGAGAACUAAAUACGGCAACGGUAACUGUCGGGUCCAUCUCUGAUGUAUACUUACCCCCGACAAAAGACCCGUGACCUUCUCGCAUAAUUGUCUCCUGUUUAUUCAAGCAGUGUGCCAGCCUACAUAAAUUCAUGGCUGAAGGUGUUGGAUUCGAAAUCCCUGUGUCUGUCCGUGAACGGUAUUACAAAACAUUUUGUUCGGUUGGAGGAAUUGAAGAACAAUGCGUUUUACAACAUUCAAACAGGGUGUGUGUUGUGUGUCUUUCUCCUACCCAUCCUUUAGUGAAGAAUUCUAAUGUAACUGUAGCCAGUAUCGAUUUUCUGGUAGACGGAAAGAGGAAAAAGAAGGUUACCAACAACUCUAUCCUCUGUGUUGUUCACUGUAAAUCAGGUGUAACCUAUUCUCUACGAAGUUGUGUCACAGGUACCCUUUUGGAGAUGAAUGACCAACUGUUGUCUAAACCUACCCUUAUUCAAAGCAAGCCAAUGGGAAAGGGCCACAUUGCAAUUCUACUACCUAAAGAUAAAUAUACUGUUUGUGUUAAUAUGCUGACAUAAGUAUCUUCAUUUAAUGAUUAACUUUUUCCAGAAUGUGUUAAGGUGACGUUUACUCUGCUAAUUUAUAACACUGGCUAUAUUUGUUAAGUGUCAUAUCCAUAUCUUAUCCGGUUUUUGAGAUACGCUUGUCUAAACUGAACAAG
This is a messenger RNA of Geodia barretti, 735 nucleotides long. NCBI's taxonomy places the organism in Eukaryota, Metazoa, Porifera, Demospongiae, Tetractinellida, Geodiidae. The record is from the annotation of a GenBank genome assembly.